UUUACGGCGGCGGCGACAACAGACGCUGGAGGCGUGGAGGAGUCAGCUGUUAUUUGUUGUUUUUAAAGAAAUAUAUGUUUUUUAUUUCCUCCCUUCCCGCCAGCCUCGACGUGUAAUUCAACUGAGGUUUAGGGGGGGAAAUGGAAGUGAGGCUUCGCCGCGCUGCGUCGCUCAAAAUGUCUCCGUUGGUACGCGACGAAAGCUCCAGUCAGCUGAAUAAGUUUGAGAAACUAUCAUGGUGGCCCUCCGGCCGCGAUGCAGGUUUCAAAAAGCGAGGACGCUGGCUCCAGGCCCGCCGCAUCUUUUCCCAGGCCUCGCCCAACUUGCGUAUUCCUAACAGGUUCCUGAGAGAAGGACCCUGCGUGCCCUCCGCUCGCAGCGGACACCGCUGUGUGGCGGACAGCACCAACCUCUACGUGUUUGGCGGCUACAACCCGGACUUCCAGGAGGCGGGCGGGGCGGACAAUGACGACUACCCACUCUUCAGGGAGCUGUGGAGGUUUCACCUGGCCACAGCGACCUGGCACCGGGUUCAGACGGAGGGUUACAUUCCGACCGAGCUCGCUUCCAUGUCGGCCGUCUUCCACGGCAACAACCUGCUGGUGUUUGGCGGCACCGGGAUUCCCUUUGGCGAAAACAACGGCAACGACGUGCACGUUUGCAACGUCCAGUACAAAGAAUGGAAGCUGCUCCCCUGCCGAGGGACCAAGCCCAACAAGAUCUACGGCCAGGCCAUGGCGAUUAUAAAUGGCUACCUGUACGUCUUCGGGGGGACCACGGGCUACCUUUACAGCACCGACCUGCACAGGCUGGACCUCACCACAAAAGAAUGGACCCACCUCAAGCCCAACAACGCACCCACGCAUCUCCCUGAGGAGCGGUACAGACACGAGCUGGCACAUGACGGAACGAGGAUAUACAUUUUAGGAGGCGGGACCUCCUGGUCGUCAUAUCGCUUGGACAAGAUUCACGCCUAUAACUUGGAGACAAACUACUGGGAGGAAAUCGUCACCAAACCCCACGAGAAAAUAGGAUAUCCUGCCGCCCGCCGCUGCCACAGCUGCGUGCAGGUCCGAGACGAGGUGUUUAUAUGCGGCGGCUACGACGGUCAGCUGAUCAUGCCGGACUUGUGGAAGCUCAAACUCGGCCUUUUCCAGUGGACCAAGCUGCCCGCCGUCAUGCCGGAGCCCUCCUACUUCCACUGCGCCGCCGUGACGCCGGUCAGUACAUACCCAACCCCGAAACUGGCGGAGUUGUCACGUUGUGUAAAUGAAGGUGACAACUUCACUGGCUUUUGUAAGAUUGUGUCACUAAGUUGUCGCGUCCUAGGCGGGCUGCAUGUACGUCCACGGGGGCGUGGUCAACAUGUCGGGCAACCGAAGGACGGGCUCGCUGUACAAAGUGUGGCUGGUGGUGCCCAGCCUGCUGGAGCUGGCCUGGGAGAGACUACUGAAGUGGCGGCCGCACGUGGCGCAGCUCUCCACGCCGCAGCUGCUGGCCAUGGGACUGCCGCGCGCCUUUAUCGAGCGACUGAAGUAGGCGUGGACACGGGAUUGCGGUUCUGGAGCUCGCCUUCAAGGAUUUGCAGUCUUAAAUUUUUUAUUUUUAUUUUUUUUUUUACAUUUUGUAAAUGUGUUUUAGACAUCCGUGUUGUGCGUCACCCUGACAACUCAUUUUUUAAGUCUAAAAAAGAGAAACCAAUUGGGCGUGACCGUACACCAUAUUGUCCAAUUCAAAUUUUAUGGCCUCAAAAAAAAAACAGACUUAAUAUUUAACCGUCUCACAUAAAAACCAGAGGUUAGUGACUUAAAGGCCUACUGAAAUGAGAUUUUCUUAUUUAAACGGAGAUGUGUCAUACUUGAUAAUUCCGCGAUAUUGCCGUAUUUUUGCUGAAAGGAUUUAGUAGAGAACAUCGACGAUAAAGUUUGCAACUUUUGUUCGCUAAUAAAAAAGCCUUGCCUUUACCGGAAGUAGCAGACGAUGUGCGCGUGACGUCACGGGUUGUAGGGCUACUCAUAUCCUCACAUUGUUUACAAUCAUGGCCACCAGCAGCAAGAGCGAUUCAGACCGAGAAAGCGACGAUUUCCCCAUUAAUUUAAGCGAGGAUGAAAGAUUUGUGGAUGAGGAAAUUUAGAGUGAAGGACUAGAGAAAUAAAAAAAACUAGACUGCAGAGCGAUUCAGAUGUUAUUAGACAAAUUUACUAGGAUAAUUCUGGAAAAUCCCUUAUCUUAUUGUUGUACUAGUGUUUUAGUGAGAUUAUAUAGUCGUACCUGAAAGUCUGAUGGCUGUGGUGACUGCCAGUGUCUCUGAGAGAGGCCAAGAUCACAGCUGCCUUUUUGACAGCUCCCUUAUCCCAAAUCUGCUUAUUGUGUUACUAGUGUUUUAGUGAGAUUAUAUAGUCGUACCUGUACAACCUGAAAGUCGAAGGGGUGUGGCCACGGGUAUGGGAAGCCACGUUUUUCGACGAGGCGAAGGCGGCCGGUGGGGCCGGGCUGAGAUUUUAUUUAUUUUUUUCCCUUCACGGUGGAAGCAUCCGACGGCCGGUAGGAGGCAAGAGAGUCACAGCUGCCUCUUUGACAGGCGCAGGAGUAACGACGCAAGCUCUACGUAAGAGUCGACUUGUUACCACCAUUUUCUCACUGAAACCUGCCGGUUGACAUGUGGUAGGGAACCAUGUUCGCUUGACCGCUCUGUUCCAUAGUAAAGCUUCACCGUCAUCUUUCGGGAAUGUAAACAAGGAAACACCGGCUGUGUUUGUGUUGCUAAAGGCGGCCGCAAUACACCGCUUCCCACCUACAGCUUUCUUCUUUGACGUCUCCAUUACUCAUUGAACAAAUCGCAAAAGAUUCAGCAACACAGAAGUCCAGAAUAAUGUGGAAUUAUGCGAUGAAAAGAGACGGCUUAUAGCUGUGAACGGUGCUGGAACAAAAUGUCCUCUACAAUGCGUGACAUUCCGCGCACGCGUCAUCAUAACGCAACGUUUUAGCAUGAUACUUCCGUGCGAAAUUUAAAAUUGCAAUUCAGUAAACUAAAAAGGCCGUAUUGGCAUGUGUUGCAAUGUUAAUAUUUCAUCAUUGAUAUAUAAACUAUCAGACUGUGUGGUCGGUAGUAGUGGGUUUCAGUAGGCCUUUAAAAUUUAACCGUCUUACAUAAAAAGCUGAGGUUAUUGACUUAGUGCAAAAAAAAAAAAAAAGCCAUUUUAAUUUGUUGGUGUUUUGCGUGACUUUUCCAGUGCCUCCUCUUCACACUACUUUUUUUUUUUUUUUUUUUGAAUAUUUAUUUAUCCGGUGCCUUUUUGACCGAUGUAAAUCCACACCAAUGAUGUGCUGGAUGCCUGCAGGAGGAAGCGCUCACAGGUUUCCUUGAGACAAACUUAUUUUAAUCACUGUGCUGCUGUUUUUACCUUCAGUUGUCACUUUGGAGUACCCCCCCCCCCCCCCCCCCCCCCACCACUCCGGCCUGAUGUCAAAACCUGUACACAUUUUUAAUAUUUAUAUUUUUUUAAACGCACACGGCUUCUUGUGCGAGCGAAGAGACUAUUUCUGUGCAGACGAAGAGGUUUGAAAGGAGGGCUCCUGCAUGUCCGCAUGUUGCUGUUCUGUAACGUCGACGUCUCCAUCAAAGGCACCUUUGAUGAUCAUCCACAUUUUUGUAAUUCCCAUCUGUGCAAUAAAACUAAGACUUAAAAAAAUAAGUUGUAUUUUUGCACACAGAUGCUUUGUUUGUUCCUCUUAUUUUGACACAUUUCAGGUACAAUUGCAGGGCUGGAAUUUUGAACUUUUUAAGGUCAAGGCAAGUGUUUCCUUAAAGGGGAACAUUAUCACAAUUUCAAAAGGGUUAAAAACAAUAAAAAUCAGUUCCCAGUG
Nerophis ophidion (straightnose pipefish) is the source of this 3867-nucleotide messenger RNA. Its product is annotated as kelch domain-containing protein 10-like. The coding region runs from base 141 to 1775 and encodes 544 amino acids. Gene Ontology annotation, molecular function: protein binding. NCBI's taxonomy places the organism in Eukaryota, Metazoa, Chordata, Actinopteri, Syngnathiformes, Syngnathidae. Gene Ontology annotation, biological process: positive regulation of stress-activated MAPK cascade. The transcript is spliced from 10 exons. The record is from RefSeq and is a predicted model, not a curated record.